GUUUCUCUUUUCCGCAGAGUAAAAAAUAAAAAUGUGUUGUGCACUGUCUUGGCAAACCCUGAAUAUAAUUGAAUAUAUUUCUGUGCUUCUCUUCUGGUUAUUUGUUAUCUUUUAUUAUUAUCAAAUUCAGUGGCUUGGUGAAUUAGUUUAUUUAAAUAAGUAACCCCUUUUUUAUGGACCAGUGGUAUUGUGUUGAAUUCCUGAUUGUAAUACUCAUGAUACGUGCCAGAACAUCUUCCUGGGUUACUUGGUAGCCGUUGACUAUUAUUGAUCUGCAGUUACUGAAGGAUGAGACGUAAAGGACAAAAUAAUAGGGGGCGUUGACUGAAUGUUAUUUUUGUGUGCUUGAUAUCUCUUUUGUUGUUAGGAUUGAAGAAUGCGAGAGAAAUCAGCACAUUUUGACUGCAUAGAUGAGAUGACUCAUUCAGAUAUGGAUCGGCGAAGGCAUGGGAAUUCUAAUUCUGAACCUUCUACCGUUGUGAGUAGUGCCAACAUUUUGCGGCCAAAUAUCCGCGCAGUGGCAAUGGCUUCAGGGAACACGAGUAAUGUUGAUUCCCACUAUUCACCAGAUGUCUAUGACACUGCAGUAAUGCAUAGAGGGACACAAUACAAUGCCAUUCAAAAUCAACGUAAUCUUGAUAUGGGUGUUGCAGCUGUGGCCAACUUGCAUUAUUCUGGCAUGAAUCCUUCUUCUAGUACUGGUGUAUUACCGCUUCCUUCAAAUCACGGAGCCUAUGAUCAGUUGCCAGCGUCAACCACAUUUGCUGUAUACGGAGUUUCUUCAGAUAAUUUUGGGAGGAUCAGCAGCUAUGCAGAUGACGUCAGAGCUUCAUUCAAAAGGAAAAAUGCUGAAACUGUCAGGGGCAAUUUCCCACAUUUUGAUGCCUCAGCUAGUUCUUCAGUCGUUCCCCCAGAUGCAAGGCACUCUGACGGGGUUACUAUUAUGGAUACUGCUUCCUUGCCCCCUCCUCAAUUCCGAGGAAAUAGCAUCCCUUCACCCAUGGACUUAGGUCCCUUUGGUAGUUUGUGGAGCAGGUCAGGUGAGUCUGUUAUGGUGCAUGAACAUAGCCAUUUGAUUCAAGGUAAUUAUUUAGGGCAGCCCUUCCAGCCAGUUGCUCCUCCCUGGUUGGAUCAACAGUUGAACAACAGUCACAGUGAUGGGCAUGCUACAGCUUGGAAUCAGUCUCUUCCAAUGCCUUACGUGCAAGCACCCAAUGUUAAUGGAAGUUCAUUGGAGAAUGCAACUAUGGGUUUGCAGAGAUAUCAUGAUUCAGCUAGUAACAUUAAUGGCCUCAGGUUUGUUCAUCCUCUUGUCAACCACCAGUACCAUAAUUAUCAUCAUCCAGCAGUACCAAUGAGAGGAUUCAGAGGCCACAAUAUCAUGUUUCAACCUCCAGUAACUGCAGCUUCUUAUAGAGUUCCUACAAAUCCUUUACGCAAUGCUGUGAUCCCUGCACAGAAUGGUUUUGAGAUGGGUCAUAGGCCUGUUGGCCUUGUACCUUCAGCAGGCCUACAGGUAUAUCGUCCUCAUAGAGGAUACAUGAAUGAGACAACAAUUGGGCAUCGAAAUCUUCACCCUAUGGGCUAUCUCCAAGUUGAUGUAGAUGUUGCAAUACUGGAUGAAGUGGGAUUGGUCGACCAUCACAGAGAUAUGCGCUUGGACAUUGAGGAUAUGUCUUACGAGGAGCUUCUCGCAUUGAGUGAGCGAAUUGGCAACGUAAGCACUGGUUUAUCAGAAGAGUCCAUUUCAGCUUUAAUGAAAACUAGAAUUUAUGCAACACCCACUAUUAUUAACCUGGAAGAGGAAGAAGCUUCAGAGGAUCAGGAAACUGAUUCAUGCACAAUAUGCCUGGAGAAAUAUGAGAACAAACAGAAGAUAGGAAUUCUUCAAUGCGGUCAUGAGUAUCAUGCACAUUGCUUGAAGAGAUGGCUUAAGGAGAAAAAUGUAUGUCCCAUAUGCAAAUCGGAAGCAUUGAGUCCGGGAAAGGACAAGGAUAUAAAAACCAAAUGAAGGCAAAAUCUCUUCGUCUAGCCAUGCCCAUCAUCCCUUUUGGCAACUUUAUUUUUGGACACAGUCCAUAUUUUGUUGUGUAAUUUUGUAUAUGUACUUGCACAUAUAUAGACAGUUCCGCUGUCCAACUCUUUUACUUGUUGGCUCCAGUGACAUUGUAUCUAUCAAAUUGUACAGACUUUGUUGUGUGAUGUAUCAGCUUCGGGUAAUUAUAUUAUUACCUUGACAUUUUUUGGUUCAUUUUGACAAGUAUGGUUGGAAGCCCCAUUACCAUGCUCAGAAUGAAGUUUACGUCUUUACUCUUAA
Neltuma alba is the source of this 2317-nucleotide messenger RNA. Its product is annotated as probable E3 ubiquitin-protein ligase ZFP1. The record is from RefSeq and is a predicted model, not a curated record. Gene Ontology annotation, molecular function: ubiquitin protein ligase activity. Lineage: Eukaryota; Viridiplantae; Streptophyta; Magnoliopsida; Fabales; Fabaceae. The transcript has 6 exons. Bases 377 to 2011 code for a protein of 544 amino acids. Gene Ontology annotation, cellular component: nucleus.